AUGUAUCACCCUAACCGCAAAAAGGGCUCCAACAGCGGCAGUAAUAACCAAUUCCCCUUUCCCUUUCUCUCUCUACCACCCGAGAUCCGCAAUCAAAUCUACUACACUCUUUUCAACUGCGACCUGGCUAUUCACCUCUUCCACUUAAAAGACAAACUCUACCUCGUCCGCUGCAGCCAAUCCACCCCGCAUGUCGACCAUGCCUGCUGCCGGCACUCCACUCUAGUUGACCGCAGGCUGCAAGAACUAAGCUAUACAUAUGCUCAGGCAUUACAGAACGGCAACACGAACAAGCCCAUUGCAGGCACGCCUCAGUUUUUCCUCACUCGUCUGCCCACCGCCAUCCUAUACACCAACAAGCAGCUCUACAACGAGGCAUCCGCAAUGCUGUACGGCGAAAUGUCCUUCGAAGCCGCAGAGCUAACAACCUGGCUCCUAUUCGCGCACAUGGUAUCAGCACGACAUCUAGCACUCGUCAAACGGCUGCGGAGUACCUGGGUGGGUCUUCCGUCCCUGACAAUGGCGCCUGUGCGUCCUGGUGGAGUUGGUUAUGCAGAGUAUGAGCAGUAUACGUUAUGGGAUGAGCCGUAUGAGGAGUUUUGGGAGCUUGUUAAGGGGAAGAUGGAGGGUUUGGUGGAAUUGGGUUUUUGUAUGAACUAUGAAGGCCAGUAUUUGGAUCGGUCAACGGGGGCGAAAUGGUUGAAGCCAUUGUUGGAGGUUAGGAGAUUGAAUAAGUUGGAGGUGUGGGUUAGGGAUCGGAUUGGGGGAGAAGAUGGGAAGGGCGGGGAGGAUGUGGUUGCGGCGAAGAGGGAGGGAGAUGUUUUGAUGCAGUAUUUAAGGGGCGUAAUGUGUCAGGGGAGGGAGGAAGGGUGGCAGUGA
This is a messenger RNA of Paracoccidioides lutzii Pb01, 879 nucleotides long. RefSeq lists its product as hypothetical. The coding region runs from base 1 to 879 and encodes 292 amino acids. The record is from RefSeq and is a predicted model, not a curated record. The transcript has a single exon.